Messenger RNA from Tilletiopsis washingtonensis, 2392 nucleotides. RefSeq lists its product as hypothetical. The transcript is spliced from 2 exons. Gene Ontology annotation, molecular function: RNA polymerase II cis-regulatory region sequence-specific DNA binding; DNA-binding transcription factor activity, RNA polymerase II-specific. Gene Ontology annotation, biological process: regulation of transcription by RNA polymerase II. NCBI's taxonomy places the organism in Eukaryota, Fungi, Basidiomycota, Exobasidiomycetes, Entylomatales. Bases 97 to 2094 code for a protein of 665 amino acids. The record is from RefSeq and is a predicted model, not a curated record.
CUUCUUCUCCCUCGCCCCCCUCCUCUCUCCUGCUUUUCGCCCUCGAGUCGGUACCCUGCCUUGACCACAUCACCCUCAAGCCGCCCAGUCCCAAUCAUGACUUCUGCUCGCCUCGAUAUCCUCGCAGAGAUACACAGACUCUCGACGCUCGUACACCACACGGUUGGGCGCUCGCUCGGGCAGUGCUCUGAACGCGAUACUCCCCUCGGGCCCAGAAGCCAGCCAGCCUCGCAGAGCUUUCAGCGCUCUCUGACGCUUCUCCGAGACGAGGCCAUCGCAUCGCUCGAGACGGAUCUGUCCGAGCGGCCACUACGUGCAGACGUGCGCUCGUCUCUCGUCGCGCGCUUCUCCGUCGCGUGUGACGAGAGCCUUUCGGCAGUUCAACGGGGGCGCGCAACAGCCCUGCACGAGACGUCGCUCCCGUCGGCCCAAUACCUGGCCCAGGUCGAGCAGGCUCUGCUUCAAUCGCUGUCACGUUCCCUCUGUUCAAAUCGGCAGACGCUUCUCCGAGUCGUCGAUGACGCCGUCGCGCGCUUCAGAUCGGACGCUGAGGCUGCAGCCGCCGCCUCGCCAUUCGGCGACGAGAGCGAGUACGGCGGCCCACAGCAGCCUGAGGACGCUCGCUCUCAUCGCAGCGCCGCCGUCGCCAUCCUCGAGAAGGCCUUCGAACACGCUCAGGCCAUCACGAUUGCGGAGAAGCAGCGCCUCGCGGCGGCGACGGGGCUGGAGCCGCGGCAGGUCACAAUCUGGUUCCAGAACCGGCGCAACCGCAAGACAAAGGAUGGCGAGGCACGCUACGUCUCCGGCAGCGCCAAGUCCACCGCCGCCGAGCCGUCGGCGUCGUCUCCUGCGGCCGACGCAUUUUCGCGCGACGCCGACGCUGCAGGCGCAGCUGCUCAGGGGCGCGCGUCGGGCAAACGCAAGAGCAUGGCGCUCGACGACGAGCGCGACGAUGCCCCACGGCUACCAUCCACCUUCGGCCACGACGCCGACAAGCGCCGCCGCAUGGCCGACGGCAGCACACAGCGCACCGGCAGCGGCUCGUCGGCGAGCUCGCUGGCGAGCCGCAGCAGCAGCUCCAGCCUCGGGAGCAGCCACACGAGCUGGGACAGCGUGCCGCGCUCGGCCAAGGCCCGCGGCGGCUCGGGCUCGUCGGGCACCACCGUCACGAGCAUGGAGAGCUGGGCGCCGAUGAGCUACAAGCCGCCGGGCAUGUCGCUCACCGGCGCCGCGGCGCACAUGUCCGAGGUCGAGCUGCAGCCCGUCUGGCUCGCCGGCUCGCAGUCGCAGGGCUCGCUGCACGGCGGCGGCCUCUCUCAGCAGCAGUGCAUGCGGCAGCACGACGAGCACAUCUCGCAGAGCCUCAGCAUGAUGGACACGGCCUACGCCGCGCCGCAGUCGUCGCAGGCCUCGUCGGACGGUUCGCCGCCGCCAGAGCCCAGCUGCACGCCGCUGCCGGGCGACAUGCUGCUGCUCGAUGCGUAUGGACAGCAGCUGCUCGACUGGGACGACCUCGAGCUGGAUGCUUCGCUCAAUGGCGCGCUGGUACUCAGUCCCGAGCAGCUCGACCUCGCCAGCGGCCUCUCUGCCGAGCUUCAAGCCGCCGGCUGGAGCCCAGGCGGCAUGGACCUCACCACGCCGCGCCAGCCGUCCUUCGCGCAGUCAGCGAGCACGCCAGUCUCUCCCGCCACCAUCAGCCAGACCAUCCUCGCCUGGCCAGAGAGCACCACGGACGCGUCUGCAUUCUUCGCCAGCUUCGGGCCUGAGGCUUUCGCCGAUCUGCUUCCCGCCGACGCCGACCCCAAGGCGCAAGCACCGCAAGAGAUCCAUGUCCCCGUUCACGUCGACAUCGGCCCGGACACGUCCUUCUCCUUUGCCGCCGGUCUCGAGAGCUGGGCCGCAUGCCCGACGUCGCUCGAGCACGUCAUCGAGCAGUGGAAGGGCUUCGUGCCGUCUGCCACGCCCGAAGAGCUCGCGUCAAGCAGCGCGAUGGACAUCGACGACUCGCAGAUGAACGAGCUUGGCGAGCUGCGCCGGCACAGCGAGCAGGCGCUGUUCUACGAGGAGAGCCAGCAGCCUAUGCUGCUCGCGUAGCUUCUCUGCGGCCAAAUCAGCGCUCCAUCGGACCUCGUCUUCAUCUAGAUACCCACGCCAUCUUCCCGCUUUGCUCUCCUGCCCUUCCCGCCUCGCUAGUGCCUUCCCGCUGCUCACAUCCCGCUCCGCUUCUUUCUCGCCAGCACGGCGCUCUCGCCUUCCUCCUCCUUCGUGCCCUGUCCAUUUGCUCUGCUCUGCCGCUCACCUCUCUCGCCGCGCCUCGCUUUCUACAUAGUCACGUCUCGCCUCGUCUGCUCGCUUCAUUGUUCCCGCUUGCGAAUGCAUUGUCCCUGCACAU